AUGAGUAUUAUUCGAAUAAGCAAUCGAUUUUUGUCGAUAUCGACAAUAGGUCGAGCAACAGCUAUUGUUGUAAAACCAAAUCCAUAUCAUUAUCAUUAUGGUAAACGUAUAUCCUCGAUUGAUACGAAUCGUCUACUAUUAUUAUCAUCAACACAUAUUCGUUCAUUUCAUUCAUCAUCAAUACUUUUCGAUGAUAAAUCUAAAAUAGAAAAAACAGUCGAACUAUUAAAAGAUGGGUCUCUGGAGGAAAAAACAAAACCAAUAUCAACAACACCAACGAAAACAACCGUUCCAGUUAUUCCUCCGGAGACAACAGUUUCUACGACAAGUACACCAGCAACAGACUCAUCAGUUGUUAAACGUAAAUCACUUUGGGAACGUAUUGUUCAUGAAUUAAAACAUUAUUAUAAUGGUUUUAAAUUAUUAUUUAUUGAAACAAAAAUUGCAUUUCGUCUUCUAAGACAAGUUUUAAAUGGUCAUACAUUAACACGACGAGAACGAAAACAAUUUACACGUACGGCUGCUGAUUUAUUUCGACUGGUACCAUUUUCUGUUUUCGUCAUUGUUCCAUUUAUGGAAUUUACAUUGCCAAUAUUUUUAAAACUUUUUCCAAAUAUGUUACCAAGUACAUUUCAAGAAGCAGAUAAACUACAAGAAAAAUUAAAAAAACAAUUAAAAGCAAAAUUAGAAGUUGCAAAGUUUUUACAAGAUACACUUGAAGAUACAGCAUUAAAAUCGAAAAAAAAACGUUCAGAUGAUACAUUAACAACACAAUUUGCUGAGUUUAUGAAUAAGAUUCGUUCAACUGGUGUUCAACCAUCAACUGAAGAAAUAAUGAAAUUUUCAUCAUUAUUUGAAAAUAAAUUAACAUUGGAUAAUCUUGAUCGUCCACAAUUAGUUGGUUUAUGUAAACUUCUUGGUAUAUCAACAAUUGGUCCUGAUUAUUAUCUUCGUUUUACACUUCAUUUAAAAUUACGUAAUUUAGAAGCUGAUGAUAAAUUAAUUGAAGAUGAAGGUAUUAAUAAUCUUACUGUUGAAGAAUUACAAGCAGCAUGUCGUGAACGUGGUAUGCGUUCACUUGGUGUUAGUGUUGAACGUUUACGUUCACAAUUACAACAGUGGCUUGAUCUUCAUCUUAAUAAACGUAUACCAUCAACUAUUUUACUUAUAUCACGUGCACUUUAUUUACCGGAGAGUGUUCCACAAGAAGAUAUACUUAAAGCAGCUAUUCAAUCAUUACCAAAAGCAAUUGAUAGUGUAACAGCUGUUAAAAUAGCUGAAGUUAGUGGUGAACGUGUUGAUAAUACACAACGUAUUGAAGCUAUUAAACGUGAAGAUGAAGCUAUUAGAAAAGAAAAAGAAGAAAAAGCUAAAGAUAAAAAAUUAUCUGAAGAUGAAAUGAAAAAGAAACAAUUAGCUGAACAAGUUGUUGUACCAACAACACCAUUAGAUGUUCCUAAAGCAGAAAUUCUUGUUGAUAAAGCACCUAUACUUACUGAUCAGAAAAAAGAAGACAAAAAAGAUGAUCAACAAAUUGAUGUUGGACAAUUUGAAACAGCACUUGAACAACUUGUUCAUCAAAAAGCACAAGAAGUUAAAACAACAGUUGAAGAAAUUAAAGAACUUAAAGAUGAUGUUAAAGAAUAUAAAGAAGAUGUUAAAGAACUUGAAACAUUGGCUGCAACAAAACACGUUAAAUACUUAAGUGAAACACGUUCUGCUAAGGCACUUUCAAAACGUAUUGAUAAACUUGUUGGUGAUCUUGAUCACAUUGUUCAAUCACUUGAUAAAAAACAAGAUUCACUUCAAAAAGAUAUUGAAACUCAAGAAGAUGAAUUAAAAGUUGAAGUAAAAACGGAUCAAAUUCAAGAGCACAAAGAUUUUCUGACAGAAAAAAAAGAUAUUCUUGUAUCAACUCAAGAAUUAGUUAAUGCUAUUCGAGAAAUUCAAAAAGUUUCAAAUCAAUCUACAGAUACUCAAGUUUGGGAUUUAAUCAAUCAAUUUGAUCAUAAUAAAGAUGGUUUCAUUGAAGCUGAUGAAAUAUUAAAAGCACUUGAAAUAAUUGGAAAUGAAAAAGUUAAAAUAUCGAAAAAACAUUUGAAAGAAAUAAUUGAUCUUGUACGAAAAGAACAGAUUGUUGAAGAAAAAGAAAGAAAAGAAGAAAUGGAUGCAAAAAUGAUUAUUAAUCAAAUAAUUCAAGAACUUAUUGAAAAUAUUCAAUUAAAUGUAUUUUAUGAACAUUUUACAAAAGAUGAUGAACAAAUUGACUCUUAUUUAUUAAAUUAUUUAGAAACAGCUCGAAAAAUUUUAAUUAAUGAUGAACAAUUUCAAAAAGCUAAACCUUAUGUAAAAAUUGUUUUGGAAUAUUCAUGGGAAAAAUUAAAUACAGGAAUAUGGCAAAAUGUUAAAGAUGCUUAUAGAUAUUUAUAUGCUUAUGCUUGUUAUAUUGAUGUACUUGUUGAUUGUAAAAUAUUAAUAGAAAAUAAUACACAUGAUAAUUAUCAAGAUAUUAUAAAAAAAUGUGAUUUAGGUAUUUUACUUGGUGGACCCAUACUCGAAAAACAAUUCAAUGAUCUUAUUUCAAUAAUUAAUCAGAAUUUCAAGAAUACUCAAGAUGAAGAAUCUAGUACGGAUUUUCAUUCACCAAAACGAAUUCGUCUUGAUGAUAAUAAUGAAAAUGAUAAUUUCAACUGGAUGCCAAGACCAAUUAUUGAUUUAACAAAAGUAGUUGAACGUAUUCAUUGUCCAUCUAUCGAACAAUUUCUAACAUGCUAUAUGAAAACAAAAAAACCUGUUAUACUCACCGGUUGUAUAGAUCAUUGGCCAGCAUUGUCAAAAUGGAGUUUUGAUUAUUUGAUUAAAUUGGCUGGUGAUCGGACAGUACCAAUUGAAUUAGGUAGUCGUUAUUCGGAUGAUAAUUGGACACAAAAAUUAAUGACAAUUGCAGAUUUUGUCAAACAAUAUUGUCAACGAAGACCUUCACAAUGUGGUUAUUUAGCACAACAUCCUUUACUAGAUCAGAUCCCGGAUUUAAAGAAAGACAUUUGUAUACCAGACUAUUGUUAUAUUAGUUCCGAUGAAAACGAAGAUGAAGAAGUUGAUCUUAAUGCAUGGAUUGGUCCAAAACAAACCAUAUCACCAUUACAUAAUGAUCCAAAACAAAAUCUCCUUGCUCAAGUUGUUGGAGAAAAAUAUAUUCGAUUAAUUGAUCCUAUUUAUUCAUCAAGAUUAUACACACUGGGUUCAACGAUGUUAAACAACACUAGUUCAAUUGAUGUUGAAAAUCCUGAUUAUGAUCGAUUUCCUCUUUUCAAGGAUGUUCCUUAUCUUGAAUGUAUACUUCAACCAGGCGAUAUGCUCUAUAUGCCAUCACGUCAUUGGCAUUAUAUGAAUUUUACAGAAUUAUUUAACGUAACAUCAUAUCAAUGUUCAUUUUCACCUGACUGUCAAUAUUUAGCAUGUGUUAAUCAAUAUCGUUUAAUAAUACGUACAUCAACAACAUUAGAAAUAAUAAAUUUAUUUGCUUGUAUUGAUAUAAUUGAUACGAUUGAAUGGUCAUAUGAUUCACGUUUUAUUUUAGCUGGUUUAAUUAAACGUAAUGCUGUACAAAUAUUUUCAUUAGAUAAUCCAGAAUGGAAAUGUAAAAUUGAUGAAGGUUCAGCUGGUCUUUGUCAAGUACAUUGGGCACCAGAUUCUCGACAUAUAUUAACAACAGCACAAUUUCAUUUACGUAUAACUGUGUGGUCAUUAACAUCAAAAAAUGUUUCAUAUAUUAAAUAUCCAAAAAAAAUUUCACCUAAAUCUUAUAUAUUUAAUUUAUCAAAACCAUAUAUGGCAUUAGUUGAACGUCGAAAUGAUAGUACGGAUCAUAUAUCAAUAUUUAAUUAUUCAACAAAUUGGUCGAUGAUUGCACAUUUUCAUGUCAAUGAAUUAGAAGAUCUUCAAGGUAUUCAAUGGUCGCCAAGUGAUGAUGUUUUAUGUUUAUGGGAAAAUUGUUAUGAAUAUAAAAUUGUUUUUUGUAAACUUGAUGGACAAAUAUUAAAUAUAUAUAAACCUGAAAAUGAUCAUUUAUCAUUAGGUGUACGUUGUGCACGAUGGUCACCUACUGGACAAGUUAUGGCUGUUGGAGAUUAUGAAGAAUAUAUAACUAUAUUUAGUUAUUUAACUUAUAAAAAAAUUCGAGAACCUUUUCAACAUCCACAAAGAUUAUCAUCAAAAAAAGGUUAUACAAUUUUAAAAGAAGAAGAAUAUCAGAAUGAUAAUAAUGAAGAAACAAAUGAGAAAAGUCAAGGUAAACCUUACUCAUCUUCUACUUAUUCAUCAGCACUCUUAUCCAAUCAUGAAUCAAACAUUUCAAUUGAAUCAAAAUAUAUUAUAUAUAAUGGUACGCUUCAAAUAGAUCCAAUAAAACCUAAUCUUGAUCGUGCUAAUCCUCGAUUAGGUGUAUCAUCCAUUGAAUUUUCAAGUUCAGGCCGAUAUAUGUCAACCAUUAAUGAAACAAUGCCAAAUAUUUUAUUUAUAUUUGAUUUUAAACCAACAUUUCAUUUAGCUUUUGUACUUAUUCAAGUCCAACCAAUACGAUGUAUUAAAUGGGAACCAAAACGUGAUCAUUUAGCAUUAUGCACACAUAAUAAUUGUUUGUAUAUUUGGUCACCGCAAGGUGCUUCUUGUAUUAAUUUACCCAGUGAAUCGUCCAAACAUAAAAUAGAUGAAUUAAAAUGGAAUAAUCAUAAUUCUAUACCUAGUAUUGCAUUGAUUGGACAGAAUACCAUGUGUCUCGGUUUUAUUGAUCUUAAUAAUGAUACGUAA
Messenger RNA from Rotaria sp. Silwood1, 4809 nucleotides. Lineage: Eukaryota; Metazoa; Rotifera; Eurotatoria; Philodinida; Philodinidae. The record is from the annotation of a GenBank genome assembly.